CGAGAGUGUACGUACGUACGUACGGACGCGUGUGAACGAUGACAGUUCGCUCGUUCCGGAAACGUGUGCGCGCGUGAGCCGAGCAGAGAAUCCGUCCGUCGAACAUAUGAGCGCAGCUCGCGGGGGGCGCGCGUUGAGGUGAGAACGUCGUCCGGGCUCCGGGAAGUGCGCGAUCGUCCGUCGUCUUCCGCGCUCCGUCCUCGCGGCCGCGACCUCGGCCCUCGACCCUUCCGCGGCCCGAUCGCGCGCGUGCGGUUCGCGGAAAUGACAAAGUGCGCUCCGCUCGCGCGUCAGCAGCAGUGAGAAAGACCCGUCGUCUCGCGAGCCGAGUCCCGAAUCAUCACGAGCGGAAGGAAGAAGCGGCAACAUGAGUUCCGUGUGGAAACGCCUGCAGCGGGUGAACAAGCGAGCUGCCAAGUUUCAGUUCACCGUCUCUUACCACGAGGUCACGCUCGAGACGACGACCAAGUGGAAACCAAAUAAACUGAGUGUUGUUUGGACAAGACGCAGUCGAAGAGUUAGUUCAGAACCUUUAGAUUGGGAGCCAUGUUUGAGCGAUCCCUUGAAGGGUAUUAUUAGCUGGGCAGUCCCUGACAAUCAUACAGUUUCCGUAACACUGUUUAAAGAUCCACGAACGCACGAGCUAGAAGAUAAAGAUUGGACGUUUGUUAUCGAAGAUGUAUCAUCGACGGGAAAGAGACGCCAUGUGGCUGCCACCAAUAUAAAUAUGAAAAAAUAUGCGACCUUAGAAUCUAGUCAGCAACAACUAAAACUGGACCUGAAGCCAACUUCUAAAAAGAUUGUUAGUGCUACACUCGAAUGUACUUUGUCAUGUGUGUUUCUGCGAGAGGGCAAGGCGACGGAUGAGGAUAUGCAGAGUAUGGCUAGUUUAAUGUCGGUUAAUAAUAACAGCGAUAUUGCACCAUUAGAUGAUUUUGACAAUGAAGAUAUACCUGAAGAUGUUGAAGAAGUAUCGGUAAAAAAUUUGGAUGAAAUUUUAGAUAUUUCAGCUCAGCUUGAUUUAAUGACGAGUAGUCUUACUGAAAGUGAAUUACCUAGUACUCCUAUAAGUGUGGCAAGUUUAUCAAAGGAUGAUACAACUCCUGUAAACGAUGGAGAACAUUUUAUACGCGACAUUAGUCUAACAGGAAUUGGGGAUUCUUUAAAGGAAAAGUCACCCAUAAAAGACAAUGUUGCUGUUCAAAAUGAUAAAAACAUUGAACACAGCACAUUGAGAUUGCCGCUGCAACCAUUAGAUCUCAAAAAGAAUGACGCAAAUGUUCCAAGAUUGAAAGAGAUCACUCCGGGCCAAGAUUUGUUGGAGUGGUGUAAAGAAGUUACAAAAGAUUAUCCCGGUGUCAAAGUCACUAAUUUGACGACAUCUUGGAGAAAUGGAAUGGCAUUUUGCGCGAUUAUCCAUCAUUUCAGACCUGAUUUGAUAGACAUCGAUUCUUUAUUGCCGCACGAUGUAAAAGGCAACUGUAAGAAAGCGUUUGAUGCGGGCGAAGCUUUGGGCAUACCCAGAGUUAUUGAACCAGCUGACAUGGAUAUAUUAACAGUACCUGAUAAAUUAGCUGUGAUGACAUAUUUGUAUCAAUUGAGAGCGCAUUUUACUGGUCACGAACUGGAGGUACAUCAAAUAGGUAAAACAACAGACGAAUCCUCUUACAUGAUCGGCAGAUUUAACACAGACAACAAUACAGAUGUGAGUGUGCAGCUAUUUGGUCAAGAGAUUAUUAACUUACGGAAGAAGGAACAGAUCGAUCAGAAAAACAAUAAAACGGAGAGCAAUAGACGGUCGAAUCCGUUCGAUAACAAGAAGGACGACAUUUGCAUCGAUUCAUUAAAAAACAAGCUGCACUUGAGUCUAAACACGGACAAUCAGGAUUACGAUCAAUGUAACAAAGACAAAUCACCAUCCAGCGUGAAGGAAGUCAAGGACAUCAUAUUGGCUAGUUCAAAGAGCAUUUUGGGCAAAGUGCUGUCACCGACCAAGGAAAAGUAUUCGUCGAGAGAAAAGAGCAAAUCUCCACCGAGAGUGCAACAAGCGCAGCAACGUCCGAUACUUAUGACACGCCGGCAAUUAACCGAUCCGUUCGGAUCCGACGACGAAGAGGAGAACAUACAGAUUAUCGAUGACAAAUGGUCGCAAUCGAUCUCGCUUACCAAAUCGCAAAGUCCGGUCCGUGAUGACUCGGUAAACUCUGACGAUAGAGGAAGUCGAGGUAGUUCCGAAUGUCAAGGUGCAUCACCGCCGUACGGAGACCAACGUUCACAACAUCCAUUAGUUAGCCGGCAUGAUGAAUUGCGAGAACGGGCGAGGCAACUCUUAGAACAAGCCAGGAAUCAGACGAAGCCAUCCGGAUUUGUUUCCGCUGCAAUCAGUCCCGUCGAGACACAGAACGACGAUGAGAGACAACAGCAUCUGCGGGAAAGGGCGAGACGAUUGAUAGCAGAAGUAAAAAUGGGUGUUGCUGUUACUCCGAGUCAACUGAAUGACGAUAAUAACAGUGAUAGACGAUCGAUAGAUGAUCAGAAUAACAGUCCUAGACGUAGCAUUACACCGUCGACACCUGGUGAUCGGCUCAGUAUAAAGGUAAUGCAAGAGUCAGAGUAUAAUGGAAAUAUACUGGGAAACUCGAGUGUGAUAGAUGGAGAAAAGAAAACAGGUUCUCCUUUGUAUUCCUUCUCCAAAAUUAUUGAAAGAAUCUCACCUGAUAAGGGAAGCCCUGACAGAACUCCAUAUACACUUCGUGGGUUGGGCAAAGAUAUGACGUCAUACAUUCAAAACGAGCUCGAAGCACUUGAAAGAGAACAGAAUCAGAUUGACAUUCAGGCUGGAAAGCUUGAAAAGCAAUUGAGAGCAGCCAUGGAGAGCGAUAACGAAGAUGAAACGGAAAGAUUGAUGUCUUUGUGGUUUACUCUUGUUAAUAAGAAAAAUGCGCUCUUAAGGAGGCAAAUGCAACUGAACAUAUUAGAGAAAGAAGAUGAUCUCGAGCGAAGAUUUGAACUUUUGAAUCGCGAAUUAAGAAGUAUUCUCGCUGUAGAAGAUUGGCGAAAAACAUCUGAGCAAAAAAUGCGUGAAAAUUUAUUAUUGGAAGAAUUAGUAUCUAUUGUGAACAAAAGAGAUGAAUUAGUACAUCAUCUCGACACGCAAGAGAGAGCCAUUGAAGAUGAUGACGAAAUAGAGCGUGAUUUGUCUCGCGCUGGAUUAGCUCAACGAAACAAAAAUUGUGUUGUGCAAUGAGAAGUUAAUUAUCUAUUGCGUUUUUCUGAUAUUAUUCUGAAGGCAUGACUCAUGUUGCUAUGGAGUUGCCAAAAGAUCGAUGAAUUUAGAUAUUGGAGAGUUAAGUGUGAUAUUUCAUGGUUUACGAACAGGUCGUUUUUAGAAACUCAUUUUUUUAUUAUACAUUGUAGAUUAGUUCAUCAAAUGAUAGAGCAAACAAAUUAUUGCAUCUUCUUUGCUUUUAAUAUAAACUCAACUUUUAAUUGGUUCAGCAAUGAAAGGAAAGAAAAAAUUAAAAUCGAAAAAUAUUAUAUAUGCCUUAUCAGACAAAUAUUAAUGAUAUUUUAUAUGUCAUCGAGCUUUAUAUUAAUUAUUUCAUAUAAAUAUUUUAUCCUUUUAAGAUAAUGCGCGUUAAUAGAACCGCAUACAAAUAUAUAAAAAUAAUAUGUGCUAUUAUGGAAUAAGAAAUCAUGCUGAACAGUUUAUAAUCAGUAAAUAAAAAAAGAUCUUUUUUAAUAAAAGAUAAAGCAUUAACAAGAAAAAAAUGAACGCAAAUGCAAAGAAGCUCGCAAAGUAUGAAAGUUAGUGAUAAAGAUAUGAUUUGACGAAAUUCAAAAUCUAAUUACGAAGCUAUUCAGUAUAAAUUUUAAAAGAUUCCGUUGCAGUAUAAAUUGAUCAUUGGUUCAAGAGAGUAUAUAAAUAGAAUGCAAUUUUUAAUCAUUUGUAAAUGAACUCUAGACAUUUACUUUAUAUGAAAUAUUAUUUUGUGGCUUAAUUACCAAAAGAUUUAUUAUUGGGAAACCAAAGAAAGUUAAGGUGAUUUGUUACGCAGGAGUAUGCGGGAAAUAUGUAAAGAGCAAUUUAGCAUAUAUAUAUAUAUAUAUGUAUCUCGCGACAUUCGAUCCAAAUCACAAACGGUUGAUCAUGAUACUAUUAUGGAAAAUGAAUUACGUCAACGUUAUAUAUAGUUUUCAUAUUCGUAAUGAUCGUUCUCAUCGAGCAUUCGCAUGUACUCUAUUUGUGCCAUAUGAACGUUGAUAUACUUUUUACAUCCUACUGGACGGAUUUGUACGAAAAA
This is a messenger RNA of Pogonomyrmex barbatus (red harvester ant), 4304 nucleotides long. It is a transcript of the gene Ehbp1, whose product is annotated as Eps15 homology domain containing protein-binding protein 1. The record is from RefSeq and is a predicted model, not a curated record. NCBI's taxonomy places the organism in Eukaryota, Metazoa, Arthropoda, Insecta, Hymenoptera, Formicidae. Gene Ontology annotation, molecular function: protein binding.